ACCUUUGGUUUCACCUUCCACUUUUGUUUUUUUUUUUGUGCUGCUGGAGCUUAUGUGCACGUAGGCUUAGGCUUUUAAUAUACCUAUGCUUAAGAUUUCUUAUCAAAGCUCUGCAGAAAUUUGACAUGGAAAACUAUGUCCAGAUUUCUAUAGUUAUUACAUCAACAUGUCUUCUCAUGACAUCAGUAUGGUUCCUUGGCAUUCGAAGAAGUAAAACUAAACGAAGACCUAUCGAGGAAAGGCCUGUUGGUGAGCCAUGUGGCCGUGACUACAAUAUUCAGAGAGCGGUAUUGCCAAGAGCUUCUGGAUGGACUUUAAAGUUUUUAACAACCUUAUCUAAUUCUCUUAUAGGGAGUUUAACAUCAUCCAUCACCCUGAGCCAAACUAAUAUGAACCUGUUCCAAGGCUUACACCUAGAUGAUGUGCCUACUUACCAGCCUAGCUUUCCAUUUUGUGGACCCCCUGCCGCAGUGAAUGAGAAGUGUACCACAGAUAACUUGAUCUUGAAGCGACGCAAGAAAUCCAGAAAAGAAUUUACCUAUUACUCUGUUUCUGAAUUUCAUCAAGCAUACUUAUCUGGUGAAGUGACUCCUGCCGAAGUUGCAGAGGAUGCCAUUGAAGCUAUCAAAGCGUCGGAAGCACGAGAGCCAAAACUGAGAGCCAUCGUUGAGUACAAUACAUUUGAAAUUAGACGGAUGGCAAAAGAAUCAACCGAUAGAUACAAUGAAGGGAGUUAUUUGUCUGUAUUUGAUGGUGUUCCUAUUGCAUUUAAAAAUGAGUUGCAUUGUGUGCCAUACCACAGACGAGCAGGAAGUGAUAUUUUAGGUAGAGAAGAAAGCACACAGGACGCCACAGUUGUUGCUAAAAUGAGAGAAGCUGGAGCUAUCAUCAUUGGGAUGACCAAUAUGCAUGAGUUUGGGCUUGGCACAACGGGAUGUAACCCAGGAAAAUUACAUGGAACAGCGCGGAAUCCAUAUAACACUAAUCAUUAUACCGGAGGAAGCUCUAGUGGCUCGGCUGCAGCUGUAUCCGCAGGUUUAUGUCCAGUAGCAUUUGGAACCGAUGCCGGAGGAUCAAUUCGUAUACCAUCUUCGUUCUGUGGUGUUGUUGGACUUAAAGCUACCCUAGGGCGAAUAAGUUAUUAUGGCGGAGCAGGACAGUGUUACUCCUGCUUACACUGUGGGCCCAUCUGCACCUCAGUGCGAGAUGCAGCCUUAGCUUAUGCAACUGUUGCUGGUCCAGAUCCACUUGACCAGUUCAGUGUACACCAGCCAGAAGUCACACUCUGGAACUUUGAUGACACUGAUUUAAGUAGUAUCAAGCUUGGCAUUGAUUGGCGAUUCUUUAGAGAUUGUGAUAAAGAUGUUCUUAGUGCAUGUGAAAAAGCUGUAAAGUAUUUGGAGCAAAAUGGAGCAAAGGUAAUUGAUAUUGAGAUACCCGAGAUGGAGGAGACAAGGAUUGCACACGCCAUCACUUGCAUGGCGGAGAUGAAGCCUACUAUAACAAAGGAUUUAAUCAACAACUACGAUGAAAUUGCUUGUGAAUCUAGGGUCAUUUUGUCAGCUGUGGAUGACCUGAAGGCUACAGACUUUAUACUUGCAAACAAACAGCGAACACGAACCAUCAAGUUUCUAAGAGAGAUCUAUGAAAAAGUAGAUGUAAUAAUAACACCAGGAACUCCCUUCACUGCACCUGAAAUCCAGCCUGGUGAUCUGAAAUAUGGUUUAUUUGACUCAAACCUUAUGACAGGUAUAAUGAGAUACAUGUUCUUGGGCAACUUUAUAGGCAAUCCGUGCUUAGUAGUUCCGGUCGGAUUCAGCCAGAAGGGUUUGCCAAUAAGUCUGCAGAUUCAUGGAAGAUGGUGGGAAGAGGAUGUUGUACUGCGCAUCGGGAAUGUAGCGGAGAUGGCUUGUCCUUCUCGUCCCCAACCAGAAGUCUUUUACUCUUUGUUGUGAUGCGAGUCUGAACUGAACUCUGUGAAUCAAAAUGUAAUAAUUUAAAUAGCAAUAUAUUGAAAAGAUGAAGGAAAUUUGAAAUUGUUUUGUUGUGAUGCGAGUCUGAACUGAACUCUGUGAAUCAAAAUAUAAUAAUUUAAAUAGCAAUAUAUUGAAAAGAUGAAGGAAAUUUGAAAUUGUUUGAAAAUUUAAAUGAUGUUUUAAAACCAGAGUUUUUAAUUUCAAGAUAGCAAAAGCAAUAUGCUACUGUACUGCACAUUUUUCUUAAUAUGUUAUUAACUUCCAACCCCCCCCCCCCAAGGCGGCUAUUGUUUUUGCCGUUGUCGUUGUUGGUUAUUUGUUUGUUACCUCAAUAACUAAAGUUUGGUAAGUCUGAUUGGUUUCAAACUUUGCACAAUGCAAGAUGGUAAUAAAGAAGAGGGACCCUAUUGUUUUUGGUAUGUGUGUGAAUAUGCUAAUUGUUCAUUUGCAUAAUUAAUAUUUCACUAAUCAGGUAAUUUAGGGUAGUUACCUCGAAAACUAAAGUUUGGUAAGUCCGAUUGGUUUUAAACUUUGCACAGUGUAAGAUGGUAAUCAGAAGACAGCCUAUUGUUUUUAGUACUUGUGUGUGAAUAUGCCAAUUGUUCAUUUGCAUAAAUAAUUUUUAAAUAAUCAGGAAAUUUACGCAAAUGUCCUAUCAUAAUUCCCAAAGAAAAUUUCUAAUGUACGUGCAAUUGUAAUAUUUGUUAAUGUUGUUGUUGUUGUCGUCACUGUUGUAGUAAAUUAUUUGUUACCAUGAUACGUAAAGUUUGGUAAGGCUGAUCGGUUUCAAACUUCUACUUAUCAAUUUUCAGAGAAAUAUCACACUAUUGGAAGGCUAUGCUUUUACUACGCAGCAUAAUAAGAGCAUUUCUAGUUCAAAUGUGUAAUAGGCUAUUUAAUGAAGCAGUUAAUAUAUCCAAACCAGUGGCGGAUUCAAGGGGGGUGGGGGUCAGCUGACCAGGACCCCCUAAAUUUUUCACAAUUAAAAAAAAAAAUUGGGAGAGAAAAAAAGAAAACUACAUUCAAAUUUUAAGCCAUUUCCGGCCACCUAGAGGUGACGUAAUCGUAAUUUUUUUACCUCAGCCCCACCACAUUUGGGGUAUAGAUCUUCCAUCUCUCAAAGUUCCUCCCUGGGCCCCCUCUAUUUAAAAUUCCUGGAUCCAACACUGCAAACAAGAAAAUUGCCUGAACCCAUAUUGUGGAAGUUCAUUAAACAGCUAGUAUACAAAUACAACAUGGUUUUAGCAUGGAGGAAAUAUAUUAAUAUAUAAUAUAUAUUAUAUAUAUAUAUAUAUUAUAUAUAUAUAUAAUAUAUUAAUAUAUUUCCUCCAUGGUUUUAAAAGCAGUAUUGAAUUCUGCUUCUCGAGGUGGUGGAUGAUUGUGAAUACCUCUCAACCCAUUGGUAGUCGCGUUCCAAUCGUCCAACAGCGAAAGAAGUAGAAGUCACCAAAAAUAAACCAUGUUGUGUUUGUUUUACUCUACAUAAUUAUUGAACAGCAAAUCGUCAGUCUACUUUAGCCAUUUCGGUCUGUGAGGAUAAAAUUACUCAUUUUGCAUAUGGUUUACGUAGGCAGAGGUGUGGUAGUCGAUCUUUGGGUAGUAGUAUUUUUUUCCACUUGCGUAUAAAUUUGGUACGCGCAGAGAAGUAGUAGAAACUACUGCAACCUUUACCAGGUGGAAUUGACCGAUGAAAUUUUAUUACCCAAUUGAUAUUUUUAUUAUGAAAUAUAGUAAUAAAGCUUGGUUUCCAUACAAUCGCUACAUGCUAUCGCCGAUAGCUUUUUUUCGGUGAUGUUGAUGACAAAAUGGUCACAGAAAUGCUAGCUGAAGACAAGAAUAUUCAAGUAAAUACAUGCUCAAAGGGGUUCAUGGUUUCAUCAUUCCUUCCAUUAAUUUUAAAUUAUAAAUUUUAAAAGAUUUUGUUUGUGUAUGGCAUGUCUUUCAUUUUUAGUGUUUUAAAUCGCAUUUUUAACAUUUACACCCACAAUGAUAGUACAGCCAUUGCUGCUCAAUAACGAAAAAAGAACGAAGAAAUGGCUAUUGACCUAAUAAUGAAUAAAAUGGAAGAGAUUUAAAUUGUGUAA
This is a messenger RNA of Anneissia japonica, 4060 nucleotides long. RefSeq names its product fatty acid amide hydrolase-like. NCBI's taxonomy places the organism in Eukaryota, Metazoa, Echinodermata, Crinoidea, Comatulida, Comatulidae. The transcript is spliced from 15 exons. The record is from RefSeq and is a predicted model, not a curated record. Gene Ontology annotation, molecular function: catalytic activity. The coding region runs from base 126 to 1955 and encodes 609 amino acids.